AUGGUCAGUGACUACUUCGAAGGGUCAGCCUUCAAGGGCAGUAUGGGGAGUAUUGCCUGUAUUGCAUGGAAAGGAGACACCCUAGUUCUGGGAGAUGUAGAUGGAAACCUCAAUUUUUGGGACCUAAAAGCUCGUCUUUCAAGGGCUGUACCUACACACCGCGGGUGGGUGAAGAAGAUUCGUUUUGCUCCUGGGAAAGGCAACCAAAAACUCUUGGUGAUGUACACAGAUGGAGCUGAGGUCUGGGAUACCAAAGAGGUGCAGAUGGUGAGCAGCAUCAGAGUGGGGCGGAAUGUGAAUUAUAGGAUUCUGGAUAUUGACUGGUGUACAUCAGAUAAAGUGGUGCUGGCAUCAGAUGACGGCUGCGUGAGAGUGCUGGAGAUGGCCAUGAAGUCUACCAGUUAUAGAAUGGAUGAGCAGGACCUGACAGAUUCAGUAUGGUGUCCCUAUCUCCUAUUGCCACGUGCUGCUCUCACACUGAAGGCCUUCCUGAUACUGCAGCCAUGGUCCAAUACAUUCACCAUGGACAUUACUCAUGUGUUUCAGCUGGAGCGUGUUCGUCUACAAGAAGUGAAACGAUCCAGCUAUGAACACACUAAAAAGUGUGCUGACCAGCUCCUGCUGCUGGGACAGAGGUUUCAGCUGGAGCGUGUUCGUCUACAAGAAGUGAAACGAUCCAGCUAUGAACACACUAAAAAGUGUGCUGACCAGCUCCUGCUGCUGGGACAGACGGACCGUGCAGUGCAGUUGCUUUUGGAGACCAGUGCAGAUAACUCCAGCUACUACUGUGACUCUCUCAAAGCCUGUCUGGUUACAACCAUCACCUCAUCCGGCCCGUCUCAGAGCACCAUUAAACUGGUGGCCACAAACAUGAUUGCCAGUGGCAAACUGGCAGAGUGUGUGCAGUUGCUCUGCCUGAUCGACAAAGCAGCAGAUGCUUGUCGUUAUCUGCAGACGUAUGGAGAGUGGAACCGUGCUGCCUGGCUGGCAAAGGUGCGUCUGAACCCAGCAGAAAGUUCAGAUGUGCUGAAGCGCUGGGCAGAGCAUCUGUGUUCUCCUCAGGUAAAUCAGAAAUCAAAGGCCAUCCUGGUCCUGCUCUCAUUAGGAUGCUUUCACAAAGUGGGCGAGAUGCUUCACAGCAUGAGAUAUUUCGACCGUGCUGCACUCUUUAUUGAAGCCUGCUUGAAAUAUGGUGUGAUGGAGACAAAUGACGACAUUAAUAAGUUUAUAGGUGCGGCCUUUGUGGACUACGCUAAGAUGCUUCGCUCCAUCGGGCUGAAACAGGGUGCUGUGCUAUGGGCGUCUCGAGCUGGAGAGGCGGGAAAGGAGCUGCUGGAUGAGCUGUCCCAAAUAGAGGGUAUGGGGCUAGAGUCCAGCCCUAGUGAGGAGGAAGUGGAUAACUCUCUAGGGAAUAUAGAAUGACUUGCCCCAAGUACACCAUGGGGGAAAGGAGAGAAUGUGUAAAGAAAACUUAAAUAAAGAAGAUGCAUGAUAUCUUCAAAACUCGCUCCCAUAAGCUUAUAGCAUGCAGGUAGUUGAGAAACACAAACAUCUUUUCAUUCAGAUUAUUUGUCUGGAUUCUUGGUUAUCUUUUAAAAUUCUCUGCUGGUUGUGAGAUGUGUUGUACCCCAAAACAUUCCCUUAGCACCUGUUAUCCUGCUGUAAUGUAUUCCAAACCUGUUUUUGCACUUACUUUAUCAACUAAACAUUGUCAUAGUGAAUUAAAACAAUCUAAAAUAAUAAUGAUAAUUAACAAAAAUACAUUUUGAAAAUCUGUAAAAUUAGUUUAUACGUGUUUGACAUGAAAUAUGCUUAAAAUUUCAGAUUAGGGAAUAAUUUAAAGAU
Molecule: messenger RNA, 1845 nt
Organism: Sinocyclocheilus anshuiensis
Lineage: Eukaryota; Metazoa; Chordata; Actinopteri; Cypriniformes; Cyprinidae
Product: WD repeat-containing protein 11-like
Exons: 13
Coding region: 1-1422 (473 amino acids)
Cellular component (GO): cytoplasm
Molecular function (GO): protein binding
Source: RefSeq, a predicted model, not a curated record